ACUUCUUACCGUUUCCGAUCCGACUCCAACCAACAAAUCACAGCCAACGAACAAGAAAGACUAGAUCAACCAAAAUGACUUCUUCUUCUACUGACGCUCAUGUGAAGCUUAGGAGCUCAUUUUCGCAGUCUUCGUCUUCUCUCCACGCCCUCCUCCUCUCCUCUCUCAACCUGCUCCUCCUCGUUCUCGCCUCCGCCUCCUUCGCCCCUCUUUUUCUCCUCCGCACCUCCCCCACCUCCUUUGGUUGGACCCUCUUUGCCGUCUCCUCCUCCACUGCUCUCUCCGCCCUCCUCAGCCUCCUCUCCUCCCACCUCACCCGCCCCUGCUUCGCCGCCCACCUCCUUCUCGUCCUCGCUGCAUCCGUCGGCCAGGCUCUAGGCUUCCUCACGCUCCUCCUUCGGCCCGGGCCCAGCCUGCGCUUGCUAGGUUCAGCCCGUGGCGCGCGGGAUCAGCGGGCGCUGGCCCGGGUGGAGGCGGCACUGUUGUUGGGGAUGUUCCUGAUGCAGUCGCUAGCGCUGGUCACGGCCUGCACACUGCGACAGCGUUGGGUGCGGCAGUUCGAGGAGAUGGAGGCCGAUAGGGAGGAGGCGGCAGGGAGGAGGAGCCGGCGGAUGGCACGGGUGCAGGAGGAAGCCAUCGCCAACGCUGCGGCCGCGGCCAGGGAGCUCGAAGAGAAGUUGAGGAACAAGAAGGGACAGUGGGUGAAGAAUGAUCUGGAAGGCAGGAAGAUCUCUCCCGUUGAUUUCUAAUUACUGUCGAAUUAUAAAGUGCUUAGCUUUAAGUAACCAAGAUCGAAGAUGAUUUAUGUGGUGCUCACCAAAUUGCAAAUUCGUGCAUCGGCUGUGACACUGUGUACGUGGUGAAUUGUGAACUCUAUUACAAUAUGCAAAAUAACUAUAUGUUGUUGAUUAAUCA
This is a messenger RNA of Zingiber officinale, 915 nucleotides long. RefSeq lists its product as uncharacterized. The transcript has a single exon. The record is from RefSeq and is a predicted model, not a curated record. The coding region runs from base 75 to 749 and encodes 224 amino acids. NCBI's taxonomy places the organism in Eukaryota, Viridiplantae, Streptophyta, Magnoliopsida, Zingiberales, Zingiberaceae.